UUUCGCAUCACGUAGUACGGUCCAAAAUCUGCGCUACCAAAUAGUAUCUGUGACCAUUUGUGACUGAUCUCGGACUAACCGCUCUUUAGCAGCUCUAGCCUUCCCGAGUGAUCCAGACCGCUAGAUCGCUCAACUCCUUUAACUUUGCGAACUGCCUGCACCUUCACUUCCUCCCACCCUUCCUGGUUUCACACAAAAUGUUGAGGGGACGGUUUCUGCGUCGGGCUCCUCGCUGGUCCCUCACGCACCAGCCGCAAAACACCCAGGCCUUUCCGGAUUGCAUUAGACGAUUCACGAGUUCAGCAUCUCGCUUCACUCCUGGAUUUUCGUCGUCCAAGAACGUUCAGGAUCAUGAUGCUGCCUCCACCGCGGCAGCCCCAGGAAAGAGCGGGGCCCACGAAGGUCAAUAUGCGAGGACAGAUAACUCCGUUCGAGUCGAGUAUCCUGACCAGAAAGAACUUCCACCUUCACGACCCGUGCAAGGACGAGGGGGUCUGCAUUACAAGCGGACGCUGGCUUCUUUCUCGCUCGAGGGCCGUGUUGGUGUUGUUACAGGCGGAGCGAGAGGAUUGGGUCUCGUCAUGGCCCAGGCACUGGUCACAAGCGGUGCGGAUGUCGCACUCGUGGAUUUGAACAAAGAAGAGGCAGAAAGGUCUGCCCAAGAGCUCGUCAAAAACUUCGAGGCAGAGAAUCCGGAUUCAGAAAAACUACCAAAAGUAACGGCUCAUUAUGCCGAUGUGUCCGAUCCCGCAUCAGUUGACCAAUCUCUGCAAGAAAUCCUGAAAGAGCACGGCAAAGUGGAUAACUUGGUGACAUCUGCAGGGUUCACUGAGAACUUCGAUGCCAUAUCGUAUCCUUACGAUCGAAUGAAAAAGCUCUGGGGCGUUAACGUUGACGGUACCUAUUUGUAUGCGGUUGCAGUAGCAAAGCACCUCAUGGAGAGGAAAGCACCUGGAAGUAUUGUCAUGAUUGGUAGCAUGUCUGGGGCCAUUGUCAAUGUCCCGCAACCUCAAGCGCCAUACAAUGCUUCCAAAGCUGCAGUGAGGCAUCUUGCCUCCAGCUUAGCAGUGGAAUGGGCCAGUGCCGGUAUUCGGGUCAACUGCAUUUCUCCUGGCUAUAUGUUAACAGCGCUUACGAAGAAAAUCCUCGAUGAUAAUCCUGAGCUCCAGAAGAAGUGGACCUCCUUGAUCCCAGUAGGUAAAAUGGGGCGUCCGGAAGACCUGAUGGGUGCAGUCACUUUCCUCGCUAGUGAUGCCAGUCUCUAUGUUACGGGUGCUGAUCUCAGAGUCGACGGCGCUUAUACUUGCACUUGAAGAGUGAGAUUCUGCUGCAGCGUACAACCCGUGGGGCGAAGCGAAGCACCGCCGUGGUCCCCGGUGGUUGACUUUUUGUGGAGAAGUAGGCCAAGUCGUCGUCACCGUGGUUACAGAGAGAUGGUCUGCGGGGUGAGCAUGGCGUGCUAUGGGAACUUACGCUGUUUCUCCUGCCUGAAGAAAUAUGUCACCCCAGAUUCUAUUGAAGAGAAGGAAUACCUGUUGAUUGCAGCGUCCAGUUAAGAUGCAUGUAGGCAUAUACCCCUGGGUCACUGUUCAAGUUUCCACAUUGUUUUUUGUUUUUUUUUUCUUUUUUUGUAGUGCAGCCGCAUAUCAUUCCGCGCUCAUCUGUCAAAGCGUACAUUAUAAACUUUCUCCGAGCAGAGGUCUGAUGAAAAGAAUAUAGCUGAGCAG
Messenger RNA from Westerdykella ornata, 1727 nucleotides. Its product is annotated as D-arabinitol dehydrogenase-like protein. Gene Ontology annotation, cellular component: intracellular anatomical structure. Gene Ontology annotation, molecular function: oxidoreductase activity, acting on NAD(P)H, oxygen as acceptor. The record is from RefSeq and is a predicted model, not a curated record. The coding region runs from base 198 to 1313 and encodes 371 amino acids. NCBI's taxonomy places the organism in Eukaryota, Fungi, Ascomycota, Dothideomycetes, Pleosporales, Sporormiaceae. The transcript has 5 exons.